Paramecium primaurelia is the source of this 150-nucleotide messenger RNA. The record is from the annotation of a GenBank genome assembly. NCBI's taxonomy places the organism in Eukaryota, Ciliophora, Oligohymenophorea, Peniculida, Parameciidae.
AUGCUAUUANACUGUUCGAAUCACUUUAGAUUAAGCUGCAGAAUUAGUAGGCUGUCCACGAAAAACAUUAGAAGAUUAUUAUUAUCUAUUAAGGAAAGCUUAGACUUUAGGUAUAUAUUUAUAAAUUUAAGUUUUAGUUAAUUUAGAUGA